UCUAUGGGGACAGAAGCCGACGGUGGCACUCCCUGGGCAGGCUUUUCAUAGAUCUGGGUGCCUCAGCUGGGUCUCCUGUCAAAUCGAGAAAAUGAAGACAUCCAGGACGUGGGCCUGGAGGGUGCCAGCAGAGCUGCUGCUUCUCUGUGCUGCUCUGGGUUGUCUGAGUUUGCCUGGCUCCAGAAGUGAAAGGCCACACUUUCUUGAGUCAAAUGCAAUCAACGAGAGCCUUGCCAAGAGUAGGCAGACCCGGAGUGUGGAUGCCCCGUUGCUGCCUAUCAAUUGUGAACUGUCCAGCUGGUCCUCCUGGACCACGUGUGAUCCCUGUUGGAAGAAAAGGUACAGACACGCCACCUUGCUCCGGCCCUCUCAGUUCCACGGGGAACCAUGCGACUUCUCUGACAAGGAAGCUGAAGACUGUGUUUCCAACGCACCCUGUAGAAGUCAAGUGCGAUGUGAAGGCUUCGUGUGUGCACAGACAGGGAGGUGUAUAAACCGCAGACUUCUUUGCAAUGGGGACAACGAUUGUGGAGACCAGUCAGAUGAGGCAAACUGUAAAAGGGUUUUUAAAAAGUGUCAUCAAGAAAUGGACCAGUACUGGGCCAUUGGCAGUCUGGCCAGUGGGAUUAAUUUGUUCACAAACAGCUUGGAGGGUCCGGUUCUCGAUCACAGGUAUUACGGCGGUGGGUGCUCCCCCCAUUACAUACUGAACACGAGGUUUAGGAAGCCAUACAACGUGGAAAGCUACACCCCACAGACCCAAGGAAAAUAUGAAUUUGCGCUGACAGAAUAUGAGUCGUACUCAGAUUUCGAACGUAAUGUCUCAAAGUCAGAAGCCCGACAGUCUAGUUUCAGCUUUGGUUUAAAAGUAUCUGGAGUAUUUGAACUUGGCCUUAACAUGGCCAAUGAUAACGCCCAACAUUUUGUUCGCAGAACUAAACGAUUCGCUCAUACUAGAAGCAGAUUUCUGCACGCGCGCUCCAAACUGGAAUCGGCACAUUACAAGCUGAAACCCCGAAGCCUCAUGCUCCAUUAUGAAUUCCUCCAGCGAGUCAAGCAGCUGCCCCUGGAGUAUGGUUACGGGGAGUACAGAGACCUCUUCCGCAGUUUCGGGACCCACUACAUCACAGAGGCUGUGCUUGGGGGCAUUUAUGAAUAUACACUCAUUGUGGACCAAGAGGCCAUGGAGAAAUCAGCUUAUUCUCUUAAGGAUUUCCAUGCCUGUGCCAAAGCUGGCUUUAACGUUGGUGGUACCGUGAAAUCGGUCUACGUCAAGCUGGGUGUGUCGCAGGCAACAUGCAACAAUAUUCUGAGGGAAAUCAAAGACAGAAAUAAGAGGCAGACCAUGGUACAGGACUUGGUGGUCCUUGUGAGAGGAGGAGCAAGCGAGCACAUCACUGCCCUGGCGUACAAGGACCUGCCAACAGCAGACCUGAUGCAGGAGUGGGGCGACGCGGUGCAGUACAACCCAGAGAUCAUCAAAAUUAAGGUAGAGCCUCUGUAUGAACUGGUGACAGCCACAGACUUUGCCUUCUCCAGCACGGUGAAGCAGAACAUGAAGCGGGCCCUGGAGGAGUUCCAGAAAGAAGCCAGCUCCUGCCACUGCGCUCCGUGCAGUGGGAAUGGAGUCCCUGUCCUGAAAGAAUCGCAUUGUGACUGCAUCUGUCCUAAUGGAUUCCGAGGCCAAGCCUGUGAGAUCACCUUUCGGAAAAAUGUCCCCAUUGAUGGGAUGUGGAAUUGCUGGUCAAACUGGUCUCCGUGUUCUGGAGGACAGAAAACAAGACAAAGGCAGUGCAACAAUCCACCUCCUCAAAAUGGGGGCAGGUCCUGCUCGGGCCCUGCUUCAGAAACACUUAACUGUUAACCAGGAGGGAGAGCUUCUAGCAGAUGACACCAUCUGGGGCCAGCCCAAGGGUGGAGGGCAGUGCCAUUCAGGGUGUUUAAAAUAAAAAUGUUAUUUGUAAAAUGCA
Messenger RNA from Hipposideros armiger (great roundleaf bat), 1970 nucleotides. It is a transcript of the gene C8B, whose product is annotated as complement C8 beta chain. Gene Ontology annotation, cellular component: membrane attack complex. The record is from RefSeq and is a predicted model, not a curated record. Lineage: Eukaryota; Metazoa; Chordata; Mammalia; Chiroptera; Hipposideridae. Gene Ontology annotation, molecular function: protein binding. The transcript is spliced from 12 exons. The coding region runs from base 92 to 1864 and encodes 590 amino acids. Gene Ontology annotation, biological process: complement activation.